GCCGGUUAAACUCCCAGUUGGCCCCCUGGCCUUUGGGUGUCUCUGGCAGCCCUGGCAGCUGAACACUUCUUAGUUGACGAGACCGAGUCGUUCCAUGGGUGCGUGCCAAUGUAUCUGGAGGCUGUAAGGUGCAGAAUAGAUGGUGCGGUGCCCUGACAGCAGCUGCUCAUGCUGCACAAGCGCACGAGCUACGCUUCUCACCCAUGGCGUGUACCCAGUGCCUGCUGUGAAGCACAUGGCGACAACGAGCCUGCAUGUGCAGAAUCCCCUCCACCCUGUCAGUCACUGCGGCUAUUCCCAACUUAUUGUUACCGUUGCCUUGUGGAUUGCUCCCUCGCCACGCAUAUAAGUUCCCGCACCCCUAGCAUGUGCAUCUCAUUUUGAAAGUUGUGCGGCCGCCCCUGCCAGUCAUUCUUUCCAGCAGUUGCUGUCUGGCUGCCUCCAGUCCCCUCAUUCGCUUUGGUCUACCGCUGUACCCUUCUCUUGCAUUAUUCUCGAAGGAUUCCUGGCUCUGUAGACUUCUUCUGAGGCACCAUGGUUGGACUCAGAGUCAUGAGCGGCCUCCUGGCUGCCAUUGGUCUCGUACAGGCCAGCAACGUCGUUCCAGGCGCCUUUAUCGUCGAGUAUGAGGACGGGGUUGACGUUGACGCGGAGCUGUCGUCCGUGCAAGACGUGGCCUCGACCCGGAUGAAGCUUGAUUACAAGCUGUUCAAGGGCGCUUCUAUCCGCUUCCAUGACACUGACACCGCCAAUGACCAGGCUGAUCUUCUGGGAACAAAGCCUGCCGUAAAGAAUAUGUGGCCCGUCAGACUUUAUAAUGUACCCAAGCACGAGGUUCACUGGGUCGCAGGAGAAAAUGCCCUAGAGGACAGUGCGGCGGAAACGCGGCAAGCCCCAGAGGAUACCUUCUCGCCUCAUAUCAUGACCCAGGUCAACCAGCUGAGGGACCAGGGUGUCGUGGGCGAAGGAAUUAAAGUGGCAGUUGUUGAUACUGGUAUCGAUUACCGUCAUCCCUCUCUCGGUGGCUGCUUCGGUCCCGGAUGCCUAGUCUCUUUCGGCUACGAUCUCGUUGGAGACGCGUUCAAUGGGUCCAAUGUCCCAUUCCCGGACCCAGAUCCUUUCGAUUGCGGUGGUCACGGAACCCACGUCGCUGGUAUUGUCGCCGCUCAGACCAACAACCCUUACGGCAUUAUUGGCGCCGCAACAGGAGUGACCCUUGGCGCUUACCGCGUCUUCGGUUGCGACGGAUCGUCGCCGGAUGAUGUCCUUAUUGCUGCAUUCAACAUGGCGUACGAGGCGGGCGCUGAUCUCAUCACUGCGUCUAUCGGGGGUCCUUCCGGUUGGAGCGAGGAGCCUUGGGCAGUGGCCGUUUCACGAAUCGUCGAGAACGGCGUCCCCUGCACCAUCUCCGCGGGUAACGACGGCGCCGAAGGUCUUUUCUACGCCAGCACCGCAGCAAACGGGAAGGGAGUAACUGCUAUUGCGUCCAUUGACAACUCGGUGACACCGGCCCUACUCAGCCUUGCUAGUUAUACGGUCGAGUCCAACGGAACUGAGGAGUCCUUUGGCUUUACGGCCGGGCAGCCUGCGGCCUGGGCUGGUGUCACUUUGCCUCUGUGGUCUGUUAACUACGACACCACCGAUCCCGCAAACGCCUGUGCUGCUCUACCGGCUGAUACUCCUGACCUAUCCGAGUACAUCGUCCUCGUGCGCAGAGGCACUUGUACUUUCGUCCAGAAGCUGGCGAACGUGGUUGCAAAGGGCGCACGUCACGUGAUCAUCUAUAACAACGUGCCAAGUGGUGCCACUGCUGUCAGUGGGACUAGUGUACCAGGACUUGAGGCUGUUGCGAUGGUGACCGCAGACACUGGGGCCAAGUGGAUAGCUGCGCUCUCAGCCGGUCAAAAUGUGACGGUCGCGAUGACCGACCCUGCCACUGCGGAGAAGUCCUUGACUCUGACGCCCAACAACCUGACGGGUGGAUUCCUUAGCUUGUACACUUCUUGGGGCCCGACAUAUGAGGUUGACUUCAAGCCUCAGCUUGCGUCCCCCGGCGGACUCAUCCUCUCCACGUAUCCCACUGCUCUAGGUUCCUAUGCGGUGCUCUCGGGAACGUCCAUGGCUUGUCCCCUCGUUGCCGGCAUCUAUGCUCUCCUGAUGGAGGUAAGGGGAACAAAGGACCCAAAGACCCUCGAGAACGCGCUUUCUUCGACGUCGAACCCCAACCUGUUCAAUGAUGGUCAGAAGACCUACCCUCUGCUGGCACCAGCCGCGCAACAAGGCUCGGGCAUAGUCCAAGCUUACGAUGCUGCAUACGCGACGUCUCUCCUCAGCGUCAGCAGCCUCUCGUUCAACGACACGGACAACAUACUACCCGUGCAGAACUUUGCGGUUUCUAACACUGGAAAGUCCUCGGUCAUCUACACUCUAGGCCACGUAGGUGCGGCUACUGGAUACACCCUUCCCCCCAAUGGCAGCAUCUUCCCUGCCCCCUUCCCCAACGAGCUCCACAACGACUAUGCGACUCUUGAGUUCAUCAGCGGAACCUCUUUCACGUUGCCGGCUGGCCAACGCAAGAUAGUGAGCGUAAAGGCUACACCUCCUGCUGGGCUUGAAGCAGCGAGGCUGCCCGUCUACUCGGGCUACAUCACGAUCAACGGUUCCGACUCGUCAAGCCUAUCGCUCCCCUACCUAGGCGUUGCUGGGUCUUUGCACUCCGCCACAGUCUUAGAUCCAGCUGAGACGUAUCUGAGCAGCUCUGUCGCCGUCGCCGAAGCACCCGUCUCUGCGAACCACACCUUCAUGCUGCCGCCACCCGGCCACUCCAACGAAAGCCAGUACAAUUCGAACAGCACAGACUACCCGAUGUUGUUCAUCAAUCUGGCACUUGGCUCGGCAGUGGUCCGCAUCGAUGUUGUGCCCACAUCUUCGGAGGUCAACACCACCGAGUCGCUCGGACUUGCUACCAUUGGUGAUCUGUACCAGACACCUUAUGAGUAUCAACCCCGGGGCCCGCAAUCGACGCCUGCCUGGGACGGACGACUUGCAUCCGGCGAGUACGCACCUGCUGGUACCUACAAGUUGGUGGUUCGAGCCAUGAAAAUCUUUGGUGACCGGAACAACGCAGACGACUAUGAGACCGCUGAGACGAUUGAAUUCGGAAUUCAAUACAUAGGCGCCACCUCGUACAAGAGGGCCGACAGGGUGCGUAAAGAGUGGAUCGGUUAG
Molecule: messenger RNA, 3228 nt
Organism: Diaporthe batatas
Lineage: Eukaryota; Fungi; Ascomycota; Sordariomycetes; Diaporthales; Diaporthaceae
Exons: 3
Coding region: 535-3228 (897 amino acids)
Biological process (GO): proteolysis
Cellular component (GO): cell wall; membrane; cytosol
Molecular function (GO): serine-type endopeptidase activity; tripeptidyl-peptidase activity
Source: RefSeq, a predicted model, not a curated record